AUGGCGCGCAACCCCACCCCCAUGUUUAAGUUACUCAUACUGGGGGACAGUGGCGUCGGAAAGUCUUCGCUGAUGCUACGAUUUGCCGACAACGAUUUUUUGCCAUCUUUCCUCACAACGGUUGGAGUUGACCUGAAAAUACAAAAUAUGAUGAUCGACGGGACACGUGUAAAGGUGCAAAUCUGGGAUACGGCCGGACAGGAACGUUUUCGGACCAUCACCAACACCUACUAUAGGGGAGCUCACGGAGUGAUUAUCGUAUACGAUGUGACCAACGGAGAAUCCUUUACGAACGUCAAGCGGUGGAUACACGAAAUCGACUCCAACUGUGAUGCCGUCUGCAUGGUACUGGUAGGCAACAAAAAUGAUCAACUAGGGCAAAAGGUAGUCCUAACUGAGGAUGCUAAGCGAUUUUCUGAUCAAAUGAAAAUUAAGCUAUUCGAGACAUCUGCCAAAGAAAAUAUUAAUAUUGAAGAAAUGUUUUUUGAUAUAACAAAACAAGUACUGAUGCAGAAGAAGCGAAUGUUACAGGGAUCAACAGCAGAUGCAGCUUCUGUUAAGCUGGAAGAACCUAAGACAAGGACGAAAAAGAAUAAGUGUUGUUAA
Messenger RNA from Sabethes cyaneus, 606 nucleotides. RefSeq names its product ras-related protein Rab-35-like. NCBI's taxonomy places the organism in Eukaryota, Metazoa, Arthropoda, Insecta, Diptera, Culicidae. Gene Ontology annotation, cellular component: plasma membrane; endosome membrane. Gene Ontology annotation, biological process: endocytic recycling. The transcript has a single exon. The record is from RefSeq and is a predicted model, not a curated record. Bases 1 to 606 code for a protein of 201 amino acids. Gene Ontology annotation, molecular function: GTPase activity; GTP binding.